AUGGGUAAACCUGGACACCAAAGAUCUAGUGCCCGCCCUCGUUUAGAGAAGCCUGUGACUUUACAACAAUGGCUGUCAGGUUCACACGACUCCCCACCCCAUGAUGCACUCAGCUUUAUUAGCUCAAGCGAUUCUGAUUUAAGAACUUCAAAGGAUGGUAACCCUCGGAAUGCUGUUGACAAAAUAUCAUCAACCUUCUUCGAUCAACAAUCAGAACACCUGCCUAAAUUGGAUCCAGAAAACAAGCGUUGGCCAGAAGAUAAAAUACUCGCUCCACAGCUAAACUCCUCACAUCUUGUUAAGCUCUGCCGCCAAAUUGAUCAACUAAAAGUGCAAAUGGAAGGAUGUACCGAGGUCAAUCAACUUGUAAAGGAGUUGAUGACGAAGGUACAAGAUCAUGAGUAUAUUUUGCAAACUUUGAGGAAGGAACUAAAGUCAUUUGAGACUGAGUCAAUUGGGAGUGCCCAAAGGUUGAGUAGUAUCAAAAAAGAACUACUACAUCUAGUUGACCUAAUUCAUCGAACCGAGGACACCAUUUUAUCAAAAAGAUCAACGCAGCUCAAAACUGCCAAGAGCGAUCGAAUCACUCAAGCUGGUGUACCACCUCGAAAGGACAUUACGAAUGUCACUACAAGGUUAUCGAGUUCAGUUGAAACAAGUGGUGCCACUUCUGUGGAUCUUAGUCUGUAUCGGCUUGCAGAUAUCGCGGACAUGCCAAAACUUUUUCCAAAUCUUUUAUCAUUGGCCAUAGACAAUAAUCAGUUGACAUCUUUAAACGAUGUGAAUGAAGGUAUCAUCUUGUUAUCCGCAGCAAACAACAAAAUACGAUCAGAGAGCUUCGCAAAGUUUACUCGAAUACUGCGAUUAAAUCUCUCUACUAAUGAAUUGUCAAUUGUGCCGUUGAAUUUGCUGGCGACAUUAACUUUUGCAAACUUUGCGUUCAACAAAAUUACCUCCCUUGACGGAUUACAGCAUUGUUGGCUGUUGCAUCAUCUUGACUGCUCUCAUAAUGAUUUGGGAGGCACCCUCGAUUUGAGUGAAUUCAUACUUCCACGACUUGAGGUUUUAAUAUUAGGGAAUAACAAAAUCACUCUGGUUUUGGGGUUGCGGCGUUUCCCCCGAGUUCGACAAUUGUGUUUGGAAGACAACAAGCUAGAAACUUUGGAAAUUGAUAUUCCAUUCCUAAAAAAGUUGAAUUUGAGCAGCAACCGCCUCGAGCGCAUUGUGAUAAACAAAUGUAAGAGGUUGGAGAAGGCCUUGAUGGACCACAACAGCUUGGCCUAUACAAAAUUUCCAUCUCAUGUUCGUUCACUUUCUUUGCAACAUCAAGUUCACGACCUGAUUGUUGAGACAACGCUACAUCAAACUCCCAUCUUGGAAAAACUAAUCUUGGCUGGAGUCGGGCAUACGAAUUACAGUCCAUUAAUCUACCUUAGGACGUUGACAAUCACGAAGUGUCAUUUCAAAGUACUUCCAUCGACUUUUUCCACCAAUUUCCCAAAUUUAGUCAAUCUCUUUCUAGACGAUAACAAAUUGGAGGGAAUUGAUAGUUUGAACGGAUUGAUUCGAAUGCGAGUGGUAUCAUUGGUGAAAAAUCGAUUGAAGUGGAGUAGCAUAGCAAGUGCACUUGCCACAUCAGCAGCUAAUCUUGUUGACCUUGACUUUAGAGAUAAUCCUGCAUGCUUUGAAGUUCUCCCAUCAAAUCCCAAUCUUUUUAGUCUGCAAGUGAGCAGGCAGGAGUCUAGUGAGCAAUAUGAUGGACAAUCGAUACUUCAGGCUAAGUUAGCUCCAAGCAUCAAGGCGCAGUUUCCUCGUUUGCGCCGUAUCAAUGGAGAGUUUCUAGUUAAUUAA
This is a messenger RNA of Diutina rugosa, 1851 nucleotides long. RefSeq names its product leucine-rich repeat domain-containing protein. Bases 1 to 1851 code for a protein of 616 amino acids. NCBI's taxonomy places the organism in Eukaryota, Fungi, Ascomycota, Pichiomycetes, Serinales, Debaryomycetaceae. Gene Ontology annotation, molecular function: protein binding. The transcript has a single exon. The record is from RefSeq and is a predicted model, not a curated record.